Molecule: messenger RNA, 3476 nt
Organism: Gopherus evgoodei (Goodes thornscrub tortoise)
Lineage: Eukaryota; Metazoa; Chordata; Testudines; Testudinidae
Gene: PPEF2
Product: protein phosphatase with EF-hand domain 2
Exons: 16
Coding region: 1009-3075 (688 amino acids)
Biological process (GO): detection of stimulus involved in sensory perception; negative regulation of MAPK cascade
Cellular component (GO): nucleus; cytosol
Molecular function (GO): iron ion binding; manganese ion binding; calcium ion binding
Source: RefSeq, a predicted model, not a curated record
CCGAUCUCUCUGAUGGAACAGUGGAGAGGAAGCUCCACAAGAGAAACUUCAAAAAUGUCAUUUCAACGUACUAGAUCAUUUUCCAUAUCUAGCCUCUGAGUCUCUAAGAUGGGGAAAGCACUGCUAUAAAACCAAAACCCCACAGCCUCCCCUUGUAGCUCUAGUGUGAAAUUUCCGCUUCUGAUGCUGUUAUAAGGAACAAGACCAGAUCCUCAGCUGGGGUAAACUGGUGUAGGUUGAGGCUGUGGAGAUUUGCUGGGAUAGCCAGAUCCACAGCUGGUGUAUCUAGAGUUUUUCACCAAUUCCAAUUCCAGUUUCUUUAUUUAAAGGCCAUUCCAUUCACUUAAUAUGGACAGGAUUGGUUAAACUAAUUUUCAGUGAGGAAACCAAGUGUGUCGUUUGAGUCUCCCUUUCCCUUCUUUUCAGGCUUGAGAUCAUUGCAUAAGCUGAUCCAAAGCGCCCUGAAGUUAAUUAAAGUCUUUCCUGGUGGACUUUGGAUCAGGAUCUAAGAGCAGAGAUCUGCCUUUUUGAAGCUGGUUCUUUUUUAACCAUUUGGGGUUUUCUCCAUUUUUAAUUCGUCUGAGAGUUUCCCGCUGCAGCCAGAGUCCCUGCAUAAUGUCUGAGUAAAAUGUAACCCCAUUUGUUUUAUUAAUGCUACAACAGGCCACCAGGAAGCUGCCGUCUCUCUCAUGUCCUACCUGCUGGUGGUUGGUUGACUUGGCCUCAAACUGAUCCUAUGUCUCAUCUGCUUUUUGUAUGUUGCCUGAUGCUCCAAUGUGAUGUUUUGCUGAGCAUGUGCAAACCCUGCAGCACAUCCACCAAAGGACAGAAUGGUUUUGUCCAUUUGUCCGCAUUGGGAAGCAAGGGCAUUGUUGCUUCCUUGAACUUGUUCUCCUGAGCACCCCAACUUUCCUGAAUGUUUGAAAUUAUGGAUUGUGAGAGGUGCCUGCCUUCAAGGCCGCUGUCCUGAUCCAAAGAUGGUAUCGACGCUAUGUUGCCCGGCUAGAGAUGCGCCGAAGGUGCACAUGGAGAAUUUUCCAAUCCAUAGAGUACUCCUGUGAGCAGGAUCAGAUCAAGCUUCACAACUUCUUCAGCUACCUUAUGGACCACUUCACACCAAGCAGCAGUAAAGAGAGGGACUUCAUUAGCCGCAUGUUGACGGAGGAAGAAAGCUACAAAGACACAGAGCUGGAAAAACUCUGCGACUAUGAAUCUGUAGAGGUGCUAGAUUCCUACACUGGACCCCAUCUCUCCUUCCCACUGCUGCCAGAUCAUGCAACUGCCUUACUCGAAGCUUUCAAACAGAAACAACAGCUCCACGCUCAUUAUGUCUUAAAGCUCCUGCACGAGACCAGGAGACAUCUCAUGCAGCUGCCAAACAUCAAUCAUGUCUCUACCUGCUACAGUGAGGAGAUCACCAUCUGCGGAGACUUGCAUGGCCGGCUGGAUGACUUGUUUCUGAUAUUUUACAAGAAUGGCCUUCCCUCCCCGGAGAAGUCCUACGUGUUCAACGGGGAUUUUGUGGACCGAGGCAAACAGUCCGUUGAGAUCUUGAUCAUUCUCUUUGCCUUUCUCUUGGUGUACCCAAAGGAGGUUCAUCUGAACCGCGGAAACCACGAGGACCAUAUGGUCAACUUACGCUAUGGUUUCACCAAGGAGGUCAUGCAAAAAUAUAAGGUGCAUGGGAAGAAAAUUCUGAAGAUGCUCCAGAAUGUCUUUUGUUGGCUGCCACUGGCCACCUUAAUCGAUCAGAAAGUCCUAAUUGUACACGGCGGGGUGUCUGACAUGACUGACCUGGAGCUGCUGGCCAAAAUCCAAAGGCACAAGUUUGUUUCUGUGUUAAGGGGCAAAAAGAGAAAAGGGAAGAGUAGACACAUGGACUCCAAGGUGAUAAACGGCGAGAGCCCUGUGGGUGUCGAUCCUCCGAGGAGCAGUUCUUUCCCUGGCUCAUGCCUCCAGCCUGGGCUCGCUAGCACGGCCAGCAGGACAGAGCUCUCCCAGUGGGUCCGGCAGACGGUUGAAGAGGAGCUGGAGAAGUGCCGCCGGCAGGUGGGGUUCAGUGAGACUCCCGGAGACAAGGAGCUCACCUGUGUCAGCUCCGUGACCAUGACUGAGUCAGAGCUGGAGUCCUGUGAAACAAGCGAGUCUAGCCAAGGAGAAUGGAAGCAGAUUGUAGAUUUAUUGUGGAGUGACCCCAUGCCUCAGGAGGGCUGUAAAAUGAAUACGGUGCGAGGAGGCGGCUGCUACUUUGGGCCAGAUGUGACAGAGAACAUUCUCCAGAAGCACAGUCUGCAGUUGCUGAUUCGCUCUCAUGAGUGCAAGCAGGAAGGCUAUGAGUUCUGCCACAAUCGAAAGGUACUGACCAUAUUUUCUGCUUCAAACUAUUAUGAGAUUGGCAGUAACAGAGGAGCCUAUGUGAAACUGGGGCCGGACCUGGUCCCUCAUUUUGUGCAGUAUCAAGCUAAUAAGACAGCCCACACAUUAACUCUGAGACAAAGGAUCAGCAGAGUGGAGGAGUCAGCCUUCCGUGCGCUCAGGGAGAAGCUCUUUGCUCACACGUCGGACCUCAUCUGUGCAUUUAAGGGCUACGACCAGGAGGAGACCGGAACUAUCACACUGAGUGACUGGGCAACUGCGGUCGAGUCAGUCUUGCAUUUAGGACUGCCCUGGCGGAUGCUGAGGCCACAGCUGGUGCACAGCACUGCAGGGGGCCUGCUGGAGUACAAAUCCUGGCUGGAUUACUUAGCUGUGGAACAACGGAGCAAAGAGCACAUACAGUCAAGCUUGCUAGAAACCAUUUAUCGAAACAGAUCCAACCUGGAGACCAUCUUCAGGAUCAUAGAUAGUGAUCAUUCAGGGCUCAUUUCAUUUGAGGAAUUCCACCAGACCUGGACGCUGUUCAGCUCCCACAUGAACAUUGAGCUCACAGAUGAUGGCAUCAGUGACCUGGCCCGCAGCAUAGAUUUCAACAAGGAUGGAAACAUAGACUUCAACGAGUUCCUAGAGGCCUUCCGCCUCAUUGAACACACUCACUGUGACGACAAAGCAGCAUUACCCACGAGCGAUGGCUGUUAGCGGCUGCCGCAACAGCCUGAAAUGCCACGUGCAAUGCCUUUCCGAAUGGCACCUCUCACAACUUGUGGGGAGGCAGAACUGAGUUGCAUUUUAGGCAUCUCAGUGUUGGCAGCAGUUACUGCCCAUGUUCCAAUUUUUGGUAUGAUAACUGGCCAAAUAGGUAAGUUGUAUUUUAAAAGGAAGUGGAGGGAAUUUGGUGAUCAAGUAGAUAGAAAACCCCACUGUUGGAAUAAAUAACACUCUGCAAGGGUAUGGUGUAGCCUGUUACAGAAAUGUCAGUAAAUGGGGGUAAAUUAUUACAGAAGCAUUAAAGUUUGUGAACUGGAAUUACUAGGAACAUCUGCAGUAGCAGAAGUUAAAGUAUCUAAUAAAAUACACACUAAAAAAAGAUGCAGGAUCUU